This is a messenger RNA of Penicillium argentinense, 2820 nucleotides long. RefSeq lists its product as uncharacterized. Gene Ontology annotation, molecular function: triacylglycerol lipase activity. The transcript has 2 exons. Lineage: Eukaryota; Fungi; Ascomycota; Eurotiomycetes; Eurotiales; Aspergillaceae. Bases 1 to 2820 code for a protein of 939 amino acids. The record is from RefSeq and is a predicted model, not a curated record.
AUGGCCGCCAUUUUCGACCGCCUUGCGCCCGGCCUCACCCCCGACGCCGCACGAACAGGCCCGCAAAAACAUCAGGAAGCCUACACCUCCGAGUCCUCGCCGAAUGUCAUCGAGUCCGACUCGCCCUCCCAGUACUCCUCCUUCUCCAGUUCCGACAGCGAUGACCCGCUCGCCGAGUCGGAGGUCGUCGACGAGGACGACGCCAGCGGCGUCGUCGGCGUCAGUAUCGGCCGCGCCCAAAGCCGCAUGAGAGCGCGCGCCACUCCCGCGGAGGAGAAGUCGCGAAUCCUGAGUGAGCAGGGGGGCUAUUUCUCGACGAUCCCGGAUCACCCUGGUGAGGAUGGACUCUUUACGUCGGAAAUCACAGCCGAGCCCGAGUCCGUUGAUCCCAAGUCCGUGCAAGCCCAGGAACAGCAGGAGCAGUUGCAGCUGCAGGAAUGGAAGAAUCAGCGGGCGACGCAUCCGCUCGCGCCUUUUGUGCCGGUGGAGCAUCGUGUGGCGCGAGCCCCCCACAAGGAGCUUUCUGCGUCAUCGGCCGUGUUGCCAGGGUUCAAGGAACCCAGUGCCACUGCUUCGAAUCAGAGGUCCAGCUUCACCCGGUCCCUGUUGAAGACCUCGCUACCCCGUCGGCCGCGAGCGUGGUCGGGCGAGUUGAAGAAGUUCUUUCCGGAUCUGGGGUCGUUGACGAAGCGUCCGUCGCUGUCGUUCCGGUCUAAUAAUAUUUAUAAUAACAACGACGCUACCAACGCACAGAGCCGAGCACGUAGUCAGACGGUGGGAGGAAACACGAAGCAGAGAAAUGGAUUCGCAUUGACAAACUCGUCUUUGGGCCGUCACUCGCCGUCUCCGCCACGGCCGAAUGGAAGUGCCUAUGAAGAGGACUUGGGAGAUGAUGCCCGGCCCAUUUCAGAGCUGCAGUCGAUUGAUGGAAGUUCGGCUGUAAAGCAUUCUUUUUCGCGCAGACCGAGUGCGGCAAUGCCAAAGCAUCCUCCGAGUCUGCGGAGAUCCUCUUCGGAUCAAUCGCUAUAUCUGCGCGCUUCUUCCACUGCAUCGUCAUUAGAGCAACGACCUCUUUACGAGAAUAUUCACUCGCAAGUGAACAGUCGAUUCAAGGCCAUCAAAGACAGCCUGCAAGAUUCAAGCAGCCGUUUGCUGAGUAUGCCUUCAUUGCAUCUGCAAGAUAUUCGCUCCGAUUGGAGUUCUCGACCGUUCUUCGCCGAGCCUGGAGCUCCUCCCCAGGGGGCUCAGACUGGCCCCAAAGGCAUGCAUGGGGCAUCUAUUCCUCAUGCUGCAACCGCGCCUCCGCCGCCGAAGAAUUAUCCUCAAUCCACCCAUCCGAUUCUGGAAGACGCAAUGUCCGAGUUGACCGGCGACGUCGUGAUUCUGGGAGGUUACCGAGGCUCGAUAUUGCGAUCUGCCAAGCCUCCGCACCGUCAACUCUGGGUUCCUAUGAAGGUGGGACUGAAUCUGCGUAAAGUCGAUUUGGAGGUCGGAUUGACGCGAGAGGACGAGGAGCGCAUGGAGGAGUCGAUCAUUCCGUCUGGUGUGCUAUCCCACGUUGGCCCCGUCGACGUCUGCCGACGCCUCAUGAAGCGGCUGCGUCAAAGUAAGAACGCCACGCGCGGUGAUCUUCGCGUCUGGGAUUAUGGCUAUGACUGGCGACUGAGUCCUGAACUGCUCUCCGCCAGACUGAUUGCCUUCCUCGAGCGACUACCCUGCAAUCGGCCGUCAAUGGACGGGUCUCUCAAGAGCAACCGCGGUGCCACGGUCAUUGCCCAUAGUCUGGGUGGGCUCAUCACCCGCCACGCAGUGAACCAGCGACCCGAUCUCUUCGCCGGUGUCGUUUAUGCCGGUGUACCUCAACACUGCGUCAAUAUCCUUGGUCCGCUCCGCAACGGCGACGACGUCCUUCUCAGCUCGCGAGUCUUGACCGCCCAAGUGAACUUCACAUUCCGGACGAGUUUCGCUCUCCUCCCGGAAGACGGGCACUGCUUCAUUGACAAGCAAUCAAAGGAAGAAUUCCGGGUCGACUUCUUCGAUGCGAAUAACUGGGAAGAAUACCGUCUAUCCCCUUGCAUGGGUCCAGCUCUACCCCCACCAAACACCGGCAGAGGCUUCAAGGAUCUCGCAAAUAUCGGCAAGCGAUUCUCCAUCGGCCCUGGGCAGCGUGACUUGCAGGACCUCAGCCUUCAUGAAUCGGAUAUGUCGGGGACGAAUGACCCCAACACAACAGAAUCAAGCACAGAAGAAGUUCUCCGCAAUACUCGUCCUCUCAGUGUCCCCACUGCCGCCGCAAUCGCCACCUCAAACAAGGCAAGUGAGGGCUUACCCCUUGACGGACUGAUGGGACCGGUGGUGCAGCCGCGCGGCGGUGGUAUUGCAAACAAGAUCUCUACCACGUGCACUAUUCCCAAAGCCGCUGCUACAAAAUACCUCCAACGCACCCUACCCGAGGUGAAAAAGUUCAAAUCAGAACUCAACUUUCAACCAUCCCACCAGGCUGAGAACCGCUACCCACCCGUUGCAGUCCUCUACGGCAAGAGCGUACCAACCGUCUACGGUGCCCGCGUCACUUCCCGAGAGGCCAUCAAGCAACAAGACGCAUAUGACGAUCUGGCAUUUGCAGCCGGCGACGGCGUCUGCCUUGCAUCUGCCGCGAUGUUGCCGCCAGGCUACAGGAUCAUCAAGGAUGGUCUUGUGAAGAGUGACCGCGGUCAUGUUGGGUUGCUCGGUGAUCUGGAGGGUGUGGGACAGUGUCUCAAGGCUAUUGCUCGGGGUAGAAAAGAGGGUGUCGGUAUGGGGAAUUCUCUCUCAAAUUGA